AUGUACACACCUAUUAAAAUAGCUUUCGGGCUUGAAGCUAGUUCUAUGUUUUGCUUGUUACUAGAAAGACAUACCCCUCUUCACCAAUCAUACGAUUGGCUCACCUCAGGGGAUUACGGUGGCGUCCACCCAGAGUUCAUCCGGGCAGUCCAAGAACGAGACCACGCUGCUAUCGAAGAUCUUUGGGAUCAACGAACCCUCAAAUUAGCCAUUGUUAAGGCGAUAAAAAACCGCAAUUUUGAUGCCGCAAGGAAUAUUAUAUUCACAUAUCCUCGCGAGUUCCGGCUAAGCUCUCUGUUUCGAGCUGUAGCAGACCUCUAUGUUUUCGACUACGAUUUAAGCUUCUGUAUCAAUCUUAGUGAUUUCGUCAGCUCGCUUUUUGAGGAGAGCUUGAAAUUCAUUUUCGGACCCGGUACCCAGGCAUCGGACGGACAUGAUGCUGCUUCAAAAUCGAAUAUGCCGGAUGAUAAUUGGAUGCGAGGCUAUUCAGCACUAUUACAGCACGCUAUCUCUCGCGUGGGGGUGAAGGCUCUAGAGCUCUUCCUUAGCCACUACCCUGUAGUUGCAAAACUUAGCAACACAACUUUAUACAGCAACAGCCCUUACCGACUACAUGAACACAAAAUCUUUUUGGUUCACCAUGCAGCGGAAUACAGUCUGGACUGUUUGAAAUAUCUCAUAUCGCAGGGGGCUUGUAUCGAUGAAGCCGAAAUCCGGCAUGGUGCUAGCUAUUCUACAGCCUUUCAUAGCGCAAUCACAAAAGGGUGUGUCGAAACUGUGGCCUACAUCCUCAGCCAAGGAGCGAAUGUCUAUGCCCCUUGUGGGUCUGAAUCAUCUGCCAUCAAAUAUGCAAUAGCUAGACAACGCAUAGAUUCGUUGGCACUUAUUUUAGAAGCUGUGCCAAACUCUUAUCCCCUAGCUUUAGAGUUAGCAGAAAGGCGAGAAUAUAAAAACACAUAUAUCGCAGAAUAUGUUCGUACUUGGAAACCAGCGAAUCUCGGGACUGAUAUGGGAGGGGAAAUUGUUGAUUUCACCAGUGGGGGUCUAGUUUUGGGCGCAGCGAUUGGUUAUUAG
Messenger RNA from Orbilia oligospora ATCC 24927, 1074 nucleotides. RefSeq lists its product as uncharacterized. The record is from RefSeq and is a predicted model, not a curated record. Gene Ontology annotation, molecular function: protein binding. The coding region runs from base 1 to 1074 and encodes 357 amino acids. The transcript has a single exon. NCBI's taxonomy places the organism in Eukaryota, Fungi, Ascomycota, Orbiliomycetes, Orbiliales, Orbiliaceae.